AUGCCGAGCGACGACGAAGCUCAAAACAACAUUAUUUUGAACUCUAACCCCAUUGUACUGAACAUUCCUUUCCCCAGAGCACUGGAUUUGAAAGGAGAUUUGGCCUAUAAUUGGAAACACUUCAAGACAGUGUGGAAAAAUUAUGAAAUAGCCACUGGACUGCACGAGAAGGAUGAUAAGUUGCGUUGCGCCACUUUCCUAACGUGUAUGGGAUCAGAUGCACUGCGUGUGUUUGACGGGUUAAAGUUUCAAAAUGCUGGUGAUAAGGAGAAAAUUGAUGAAGUAAUCAAAGCUAUGGAAGAGUUUUGUGUAGGACAGACCAAUGAAAUAUUUGAACGUUACACUUUUAACAAGCGAGACCAAGAACCAAAUGAGACUAUUGAUGCUUACAUAGCCGUGUUGAGAACUUUAGCCAAAACAUGCAAGUAUGAAGCGCUUGAGGAUGAAAUGAUACGUGACCGGAUUGUGUUAGGCAUUCGCGAGAACAACACAAGGAAGAAGCUCUUACAAGAAAAGAAGUUAGACUUACCGAGAUGCAUAGACAUUUGCAGAGCCAAUGAGAAAACAGCAUCACAAUUAAGAAACAUUGAGGAUGUACAAGUUGUGAAAGGCAGGUCACAGAAAGGGAAACUUCCAAGUAAGAAUGAAAAGAGACAUAAGGCACUUGAAGGAGCAUCAGGAAAAUAUGAGACUGAUCAAUUUCUGUCGUGCAAGUAUUGCGGAAAUAAACAUGCACCAAGGAAGGAGAAAUGUCCAGCGUAUGGAGCUAUGUGCAAGAACUGUGGAAAAUCUAACCAUUUUGCCAAAAUGUGUAAAGCCACGAAAGUUCGGAGUCGACAAAAGCAUGUCCAUGAAGUGCGCGCAAGCCAAGCUUUUGACUCAGAUGACUCAUCAGAAGAAGAAUUUGUUCUGACAGUAGGGCACGUGAAUGAAAUAGGAUCUCGGAAAAUAACAGCAGUGAUGAACAUAAAUAAAAAACUUGUUGAAUUUCAACUCGACAAUGGAUCAACUGUUAAUAUCCUACCACAUCACAUUUACACCAAACUUUGUGAUGACCCAGAUGGAAACAAAUUGAAAAAAUCCAAUGUGACACUUAUUAUGUUCAACAAAAGUGAAACAAAGACUCUAGGAAAAGUGCGUUUGAGUGUAAGAAAUCCGAGAAAUCAGAAAAAGUACAACUUGGAAUUUGAGAUUGUUGAGGGCAAACAGCUUCAUGCAAUUCUAGGGAUCAAAGCUAUCCAAGCAAUGGACCUCAUCACAGUAAACCAUAAGGAGUUCCUUUCCAAACAAGAGGUGCGGGAAGAAGUAGUAGCAGAAAUUGUAGACAUUCAACAGGAGAUGGAGACCAAAUUCAAAUCAGUGUUUGAAGGACAAGGCAAACUAGAUGGAAAACUGACAUUGGAAGUAGACCAAAAUGUGAAACCGGUGAAAAUGCCAGCAAGAAAAGUGCCAAUCGCUAUCAAAGACAAACUGAAACAAGAACUAGAUAGACUAGAACAGUUACAGAUCAUCAAACCUGUGAAUACUCCUACUGAUUGGAUCUCAAGUCUAGUUGUAGCACCUAAAUCAAAUGGACGGAUUCGGUUGUGUAUUGAUCCAAGACCACUGAAUCAGGCUCUUAAACGAAACCAUUACCCUACUCCGCUAAUUGAGGACAUACUUCCAGAUUUAGGCAAGGCACGCAUUUUCUCUGUAGUUGACGCACGAGACGGAUUCUGGCAUGUUGUUAUGGAUGAACAGAGCAGCUAUCUUACCACAUUUUCAACACCGUGGGGAAGAUACAGAUGGUUGAGAAUGCCAUUCGGGAUAUCACCUGCUCCCGAGGAGUUCCAGAGACGCAUGGAAGAGGCGUUAGAAGGACUUGACGGCAUCAAACCUAUUCAUGAUGACAUCUUGAUCUAUGGAUGUGGAGACAAUGACAAGGAGGCUCAUGAAGACCAUGACCGCAAGAUGGAAGCCUUGCUACAGAGAUGUUUAGAGAGAAACAUUAAACUGAACAAGGAGAAAAUGAAACUGAAAGUAGACUCUGUCACUUACUUAGGAUUUGUCAUUUCUAAAAAUGGCCUGUGCAUAGAUCCCCAGAAAGUUAAAGCAAUACGAGAGAUGCCAACUCCCCAGGACAGACAGGGAGUGCAGAGACUUCUAGGGAUGACAAACUUCGUUCAACGAUUUGCGCCACAGCUGUCUGAAAUUACGGCACCUUUAAGAAGCCUUCUUAAAUCUGACACACAUUUCAGAUGGGAUGAAGAUAUCCAUGGUAAAGCAUUCAAGGAUGUGAAAACUGUUUUGUCGAACACUCCAGUGUUGAGAUUCUUUGAUGAACACAAGGAGCUAGUUUUACAGUGUGAUGCAUCCGAAUCGGGCCUUGGAGCUUGCCUACUUCAAGAGGGACACCCAAUAAUGUAUGCUUCAAGAUCACUAACAGAGACUGAAUGCAAUUACGCUCAGAUUGAAAAGGAGCUACUCGCGGUUGUCUUCGGAAUGGAAAGAUUUGAGAAUUAUACUUAUGGUAGACACGUUCUUGUAGAAUCUGAUCAUAAGCCACUUGAGAUAAUACACAAGAAGAAUCUACACAGUGCACCAAAGAGACUACAAAGAAUGUUGCUGAGACUUCAAAAAUUUGACUAUGAAGUACUCUACAAAAGAGGUACUGAAAUGUACUUUGCUGAUACUUUAUCCAGAGCAUAUCUUAAAGCUCAGCCAGAGGACCUUGAAGAAAAGGACCCUGUGGAAGUACACAAUGUAGAUUAUAAGGAGUAUCUACCAGUGUCGGAGCAGCGCAUUGCAGAAAUCAGAAAGGCAACAGAAAGAGAUGAAACUAUGGAUAUGCUGAAAGGAGUGAUUAAGUCUGGAUGGCCUGAGACGAGAGCAGAAGUUCAUACAGAAAUUCAGACUUAUUUUCCAUUUCGUGAGGAACUUGUUGUUCAAAAUGGACUCAUUUAUAAAGGCGAACGGAUUGUAGUUCCUGUAGAAAUACGCAGUCACCUUCUUGAGAGGAUCCACAAUUCUCACAUAGGAAUUCAAGGAUGCUUACGAAGAGCAAAAGAAAGCCUUUACUGGCCAAAUAUGGCUAAAGACAUUGAACUGUUCAUAAGUAAAUGUGAAGCUUGCAACAUGUAUGCAAAUGACCAAGUGAAGGAACCAAUGAUUAGUCACAGAAUUCCAACUCGACCUUGGCAAGUCAUUGCGUGUGACUUAUUCGAGUGCCAAAACAAAGACUACUUGAUUACAGUAGACUACUACUCUGACUACUUUGAGGUUGACCGUCUACACAGUAAAACUGGUAGCACCAUAAUCAGCAAACUGAAAGCUCACCUUGCAAGACAUGGGAUACCAGACACUCUAGUCUCAGACAAUGGACCACCAUUUAAUGGUCAGGAAUUUGCUGAAUUCUCGAGAACAUAUGAAUUCAACCACGUAACGUCUUCACCGAAUUAUGCGCAAUCCAACGGUAAAGCCGAGAAUGCUGUGAAGAUCAUAAAACGCCUGAUAAACAAAAGUGUUGCUGAUCAGAAGGAUCCAUACCUAGCAUUAUUAGACCUUAGAAACACACCUAGCCAGGAUAUUGGAUAUUCUGCUGUACAGAGGAUCUUUGGGAGGAGAACAAAGACUUUAUUACCUGUCUCCGAAAACAUGCUCAAACCCCGGUAUGCUGAUAAAGUCAAGGAACAGCUUCGCUAUAGAAAGGGAAGAGAAACGCAUUAUUACAACAAAGGAGCCAAAGAAAUGUCACCGUUACAUGAAGGAGAUGUAGUUCGCGUACGACCAAAAGGAAAUGAGAAAUCUUGGAAAAAAGCUAUUGUACAAGGACAAGUAGACAUUCGUUCGUAUAACAUCAGGACAGAAGAUGGACGAGAAUACCGCCGAAACAGACGACAUUUGAGGACAAGCAAAGAAACGUAUACUAGAGAGUUAUCUCCUAUGCCAAGAUCAGAGAUUAACUCAGAGCCUUAUCCAAACACUAUGAACACUGGCUCGUCACACAUGAAGGAACCUGAGAAACCAAGAACAGCUGACCCCGAUCCUUUACUGAAGUCUCCUGUGAAGCCCAUUCGACCUGUUCAUGGACCGAAUACAACUCGUGACAAACCCAAGCUAAUUCAAGCUGAUCCAUCCGUUGUUACAACCAGGAGUGGUAGAGUUGUGAAAACACCAAAACGAUUCUUAGAAUGA
This is a messenger RNA of Saccostrea cuccullata (small rock oyster), 4173 nucleotides long. RefSeq lists its product as uncharacterized. Bases 1 to 4173 code for a protein of 1390 amino acids. The transcript has a single exon. Gene Ontology annotation, biological process: DNA integration. NCBI's taxonomy places the organism in Eukaryota, Metazoa, Mollusca, Bivalvia, Ostreida, Ostreidae. The record is from RefSeq and is a predicted model, not a curated record. Gene Ontology annotation, molecular function: nucleic acid binding.